Messenger RNA from Anopheles coluzzii, 924 nucleotides. Its product is annotated as serine protease 48-like. Gene Ontology annotation, molecular function: serine-type endopeptidase activity. Gene Ontology annotation, biological process: proteolysis. The coding region runs from base 184 to 639 and encodes 151 amino acids. The transcript has 3 exons. The record is from RefSeq and is a predicted model, not a curated record. NCBI's taxonomy places the organism in Eukaryota, Metazoa, Arthropoda, Insecta, Diptera, Culicidae.
GUGUUUGGAGUUAUACCGGCGUGUCUGUGGCUAGAAGAUGAACUCCCCAUCUCGACAUUUUAUGCCGCCGGCUGGGGAGCAAAUGGGUUUGAUAAAAAACCCACCAACUAUCUCGUGACAGCAUUGCUUUUCCCCGUGACAAACGAAGAAUGUAUAGUUAAUCUUACAGGUCAGGUUCCCCGAAUGAAACUAGCCAAUGGUAUAAGCGAUCACCAGCUAUGCGCAGCAGGUAUCGAAAUGGACACUUGCAAGGGAGACUCUGGAGGACCUCUGUAUAGCAAACUAAAUUUUGCAAACAAACUAGUUCCAUUUCUUGUCGGCCUGACGUCGUAUGGCGGACCAUGUGGAUUUUCGCAGCCGGGUGUGUAUGUGCGGGUGUCCAAAUUUAGAGAUUGGAUUAUCGAAACGAUACGACAGUUUAAUCCAUCGGUGACUGCAUCCACGUUUGACCCUAUGAGUUGUGCAAAAAGAAACCUUUUCUUGCGUGAAGCCGAUGUGCUGACGAUGUUCCAAGAGAGAGAGCCAAACAGUGUGCAACUUUUAUAUCCGCAACAACCGUCUCGUGUCGAUUGUGGAGGCAUUUUGGCUGAGCCUGAUGCUGUUAUAACGUUGGCCACUUGCGUGAAAUGGAAUGGGUAAGUAGAUGGCUCUAAUGUAUGAAAAGCUUUAAUGGUCGAUUUUAUACAAUUCUUAAUAUCGCAGUGCUGAUCCUACCCGCGUAAAGUUGUUCGAUUCGGAGGUGAUUGAUGUAGAUGAUAUUGUUUACCAUCCAAAUUUUGGGGGAAAUCUUUACAAUAAUAUUGCAAUUAUAAAGCUUAAGCGCUUUUCCAACUUUCGUCCGCAUUGCAUUGAGUACGAUACACUAGAAGAUAUUGCUUUGGAGCUUCCCGUAAUUAUCCCUACUCCCCUAAAUAUUAUCAAAGA